This is a messenger RNA of Eurytemora carolleeae, 2984 nucleotides long. RefSeq lists its product as uncharacterized. NCBI's taxonomy places the organism in Eukaryota, Metazoa, Arthropoda, Copepoda, Calanoida, Temoridae. The record is from RefSeq and is a predicted model, not a curated record. The annotation marks the transcript as partial. The transcript has 2 exons.
CGCACGCAUUUGUGCGAGUGGAUUGACGCCCCUGUGGGUAUAUGAGUUGUGACGGCCCUGGAAGUUGUGUGCGUAUAAGGAGUAUGGAUGAAGCAGAAAACUGGUUUUUUGUACUGUAUAGGCAGCUGCCGGGUUUAGUACUACUCAGUGUUGGAUCAGUUCUCUAGUAAUAAGCAUAUACGUAGUUUUAGUGUUGUAAAAUGCAUAUUUUUAUCGACGAGAAUAAGCUUAAAUGGCUUUAAUGUUUCAGAAUUGAAAAGGUUUUGACGAGUAUAGUUUUUUCUGAUUUUUAACUAGAGAUCUUGCCAGUCACGUUGAGAUUGAAUCCUUCAACCUGUUUUACUUCCAGAGAGGAAUAUGGGAGAUAAAUACAGGGAUUCCAAUCCCCCUAGCAAGAGGAUUCUUAGGUAAAAAUUAGAAAGGUUUUGAAUAUUGCUUUGUUAUGAGCUAAGCCUAGGCGUAGCGAAACAUUCAAUCUCAACUUCUGAUAAAGGGGCCAAGAGUAAAGCCUUGUUACCAGGGGUUAUAAUGCCUGUGAAUAGGGGUAAUUCAAGGGAGGGGGGAAGGAGAAGGUCUGCAUCUGAGAGCGAUGGGGAUCAUCUUAAUGCUUCGUCCAACCCUGCCCCUAAUCCUACUGAUUUUAAUGACGAUUCGCCGAAUCUGAGUAAAUGUAUUUCCACUCCUAAUGUCAACAAUACGGGGUUUAUAGACGAUUCCUAUAGAAAUAGUUUUGGGACUAGACUCGAAACCCGUCCUGUAACUAGACUACAGACCAGAAGGGAGAACGAUAACCAAACUGUUCGAACCAAUCAGCAUAGGGAUGAGUUCACGACCAUGAAGGGAAGGGUGUAUGAGUGGGUUCAUAAAAUUUCUAGUUCGGUUAUAUCAAUAGAUGUCAUUAAAAAUGAUCAUAGUUUGUUUUGUACCGAAAUAGAUCACUUGAUAUCUGAAAUCCUAUUGGGGAGGGGGGAUUUUUCUUUAGUGGGAGAAUUUGGUAAUCUUAAAGAUAAGUUAGAUGCCGCAAAGAGAGAAGCAAUCCAGACUGCUAGAGAAUCCAUUUCCAGGGUUCCCUCUUCUACACCAAUUAAUCAGGGUCCGAGCACCAUCAACAGCUUCAGCAACACUAGGACCUCUAAUCUUGAUGAUGUUUUCAAUGCCAAUGAUGAAAUAGAUAAAGGGGGGGGGGGUAAACAGAGAGUAAAUUUGUCAAAUAUACCCGAUCCCUCUAAUACUAGUAGUUCCAACACCGUAGUGGGUAGGGAUAUGCGAUCUAAUAUUAUAUUGGAUCACAAUUCCCCCAGACACAGGGAGGUUCUGAAUCCCGAUAUUGAUCCGAUGAGUAAUGAUUAUGUGAGAAAUGGUCAAACUUUGCUGGGGAUUCUUGAUAAUCUUUCGGGGACUAAUGGGAAUAUUGAUCCCACAUUCCGAAUCAUAGCCAAUUAUAUGGAUUCCUGGGUAAAUAAUAUCACUUCUGAGAAUAGUAUCCAUGCAAGUCAUUUAAGUAGACUAGAUCGUACUGUCUCUUCAGUUAAUGAAUCUUUAGAGGGUGCCAGGAUACAAUUUCACAAAUUAAGCGUAGAGUUUAGUGGUGUGAAGGAUGCUGUAUCUAGUAAUAAGUCUGCCUUGGAAAGUUUAGAUCAGAGAUGCUCUUAUCUAGAGAUAGGAUUAAGCAAUGCAAGAAGGGAUAUAAAUGAUGAAUUCUCUACUGUACAAUUAUGGAUUGAUGACUUCAGACUCCAAUCCAAUGCUCCAGUUCCUAGAGAAGUAGUGGAUUCUUUACAAGAGGUAAUCAAUGACAGCGCUCCUGGUCUGGCUGUCGAAUCUAUGAGAGGAGAGGUUAGAGAACUUAGGAAAACGAUCCGAGCAGAGAAACAUGUAACAGAAGGGUUACGUAACCUAGUAGUAGGAUUGGCUGAGCAAAUAGAUAGAGUUUCUGUAGUAUCACAUCCUGAACCUGCCCCUACUCCAGGUCCGCAGAAUAGAUCUUCUAUAGGAGCAGCUAGAGAGAGGGAGAUUGUGAGAAAAGGAAUAGAGAGACUUGAAAAGCAGAUAGAACAACUUAUCCGGGUCAAUGUAUCGUCUGAAAUUAUAGAUAUAGCCUUAAUUAAGAAGUGUAAGACAGUAGAUGUUCCUGGAAUCCAUUCUGCAGUAGGACAUAUUCAGAAAUCUCUACAGAAAUACGUCAAUUUUCAAGGUAUGGAUGAAAUAUACUGCGACACCAUCACUGAUUUAUUGGAUAGAGCCGAGACCUGGUGUAGAAGGGUAGAAGAGUUAUAUAAUGAGGCUGAAGUACAUUCAAUAAAUUCAUCUAGAGGUGAUGCUACUGAGGUAGGAAUCUUCUCCGAUAAUUCAAAGGUCACUGUUUACGAGUUCUUGGAGUUAGCAGAACUGGCUUAUCUAGGAUGGGGUAACUCAGUACAGAAGGCGAACAGAUUAUACAAUAAACAUUUAUCUGAAGAGAUUAAGGGUAAACUAAUAAAUAAGUCUGAUUCUUAUCAAGAUAUGAAGCAAUGGCUUAUUCUCCAUUAUGGGGGGGCUUCCAGAAUUGUCAAUGAUAUUGUUUCUAAUUUAUCUUCAAAACCUAAACCUGAAUAUGGGAGUAUAGGGGAUAAAUACAAUUAUUAUGCAGCUAUCACUAGUGCUCUUGAGCUUGAGUUAGAUACAUGCCUGUACUCAAACAGUACUGUGAGCUCUCUGUCCAGACUCCUUCUUCAUCAGGAUCAUAAUGCUUGGGUUCGAGAAAUGACCAAAAGAGAUUUGGAUUUCAAGAAUCCCGUCGGAUAUGAUGCUUUCCUUUGUUUUAAGCAGAUCUGUAUACAGGAGAGGAACACUAAUGAAGUUUCAAGAGCGGAUAAAGGAGGUUCUUCGCCAAAGAGCAAGAACAAGAGCAGAUCUACCCACAAGGUUCAAGCGAUAGAUGAGAGUAGUUCUGAUGAUGAUGUCCCUGCUAGCUCUCAUAAUACAAAUUUCCACAACAAGCAAUG